UCUGCUUCCGUCCUCUCAGCUUCCAUAGAGUAGCUUAACUUGUCAGAGCUGAGUCUCCUGGCCUCAACUUAACCCUCUGUCCCUUACCACAGUGAGAGAGGAGCUAGGAGCAGGUCUCUUAAGAGCUGAGAGUUGAGGCCAUUUAACCAAUAAGCAGACUUGUGAUCUCUGUACCUGCAGACACCUUCACUCUCCAUGCCGAGCUAAGAUGGGGAAUCAAACAGAUGAGGAUUAUAAUUUUGUCUUCAAGGUGGUGCUGAUCGGCGAGUCAGGCGUGGGCAAGACCAAUCUGUUGUCCCGGUUCACCCGCAAUGAGUUCAGCCACGACAGCCGGACCACCAUCGGGGUUGAGUUCUCCACCCGCACCGUAAUGCUGGGCACCGCUGCUGUCAAGGCACAGAUCUGGGACACGGCUGGCCUGGAGCGAUACAGAGCCAUCACCUCUGCGUACUACCGUGGAGCAGUAGGGGCACUCUUGGUAUUCGACCUCACCAAGCACCAGACCUAUGCUGUCAUGGAGCGCUGGCUGAAGGAGCUCUAUGACCAUGCUGAAGCCACUAUUGUUGUCAUGCUCGUGGGGAACAAAAGUGACCUCAGCCAGGCCCGGGAGGUGCCCACUGAGGAAGCCUGCAUGUUUGCUGAAAACAAUGGUCUGCUCUUCCUGGAAACCUCAGCCCUGGACUCCACCAAUGUUGAGCUGGCCUUUGAGACUGUACUUAAAGAGAUUUUUGCAAAGGUGUCCAAGCAGAGGCAGAACAGCACCCGGACCAGUGCUGUCACCCUGGGCGAUGCCCAAGCAGGACAGGAGUCUGGUGCUGGGAAGAGGGCCUGCUGCAUCAACCUCUGACUUCAGCCAUGGUCAGGCCUGAGCUCCUGCCUUCAGCCUCCGGAUACCCCCACCACCCCUUAUGCAGGACUUCUCCCUACUCCAGUCCCUCUUCACAAGCACCCAGGGUCGUCCUGCCAUACUGCAUGUCUCCAUCAUCUGUGCAUGCCCUUCACAGGCUAGGGCCCUCAAAUAAAGCUGUUUUGUAUCAUGCAUGGCAA
Messenger RNA from Psammomys obesus (fat sand rat), 1047 nucleotides. It is a transcript of the gene Rab25, whose product is annotated as RAB25, member RAS oncogene family. Gene Ontology annotation, biological process: exocytosis. The transcript has 5 exons. Gene Ontology annotation, cellular component: recycling endosome. Bases 209 to 847 code for a protein of 212 amino acids. Lineage: Eukaryota; Metazoa; Chordata; Mammalia; Rodentia; Muridae. The record is from RefSeq and is a predicted model, not a curated record. Gene Ontology annotation, molecular function: GTPase activity; GTP binding.